Cricetulus griseus (Chinese hamster) is the source of this 3826-nucleotide messenger RNA. NCBI's taxonomy places the organism in Eukaryota, Metazoa, Chordata, Mammalia, Rodentia, Cricetidae. The record is from RefSeq and is a predicted model, not a curated record.
GCGAGAUGCACCCGGCCGUAAUCUGUGAGCUGUGCGAUUGCCUCAGCAAGUGUGAAGUGUGUGCUUUGGUGUCCUGGGAGGCUAGGCUUCCCCGAGUGGGAGGGAAAAGUUGGAGCCACUUCUCUGAGGGUAUCACUGGGACCACUGUGCUGGAUCCUGAGUCAUUUGGGCGGCACCAUGGCGGAAAGAAAAGGAACAGCGAAAGUAGACUUCUUGAAGAAGAUUGAGAAAGAAGUCCAGCAGAAAUGGGAGGCUGAGAAAGUGUUUGAAGUCAAUGCAUCUCAUUUGGAGAAGCAGAAGCAGACCAGCAAGGACAAAUACUUUGUUACCUUCCCAUAUCCAUACAUGAAUGGACGCCUUCAUUUGGGACACACGUUUUCCCUAUCCAAGUGUGAGUUUGCAGUAGGAUACCAGAGAUUAAAAGGAAAAAUUUGUCUGUUUCCUUUUGGGUUACACUGUACCGGUAUGCCAAUUAAGGCAUGUGCUGACAAGCUGAAAAGAGAAAUAGAGCUGUAUGGCUGCCCUCCUGAUUUUCCAGAGGAAGAAGAGGAAGAGGAACAAAGCAGUGUCAAACCUGGAGAUUUGAUAAUGAAGGAUAAAGCCAAAGGAAAAAAGAGUAAAGCUGCUGCCAAAGCAGGUUCUUCUAAGUACCAGUGGGACAUUAUGAAAUCCCUUGGGCUUUCUGAUGAAGACAUAGUGAAGUUUUCUGAAGCAGAACAUUGGCUUGAUUAUUUCCCACCCCUGGCUGUUCAGGAUCUGAAGAAAAUAGGUUUGAAGGUAGACUGGCGGCGCUCCUUCAUCACCACGGAUGUAAACCCUUACUAUGAUUCUUUUGUCAGGUGGCAGUUUGUGACAUUAAAAGAAAGAAACAAAAUUAAAUUUGGGAAGCGGUACACCAUUUAUUCUCCAAAAGAUGGACAACCUUGUAUGGAACAUGAUAGGCAAACUGGAGAGGGUGUUGGACCGCAGGAAUAUACCCUCGUUAAACUGAAGGUGCUUGAACCAUACCCAUCAAAAUUAAGUGGCCUGAAAGGGAAAAAUAUCUUCCUAGUAGCUGCUACCCUUAGACCUGAGACGAUGUUUGGACAGACAAACUGUUGGGUUCACCCUGAUAUGAAGUAUAUUGGAUUUGAGACAGCAAAUGGUGAUAUAUUCAUCUGCACCCAGAGAGCUGCCAGGAAUAUGUCGUACCAAGGCUUCACUAAGCACAAUGGAGUGGUGCCUGUUGUGAAGGAAUUAAUGGGCGAGGAAAUCCUUGGGGCUGCACUUUCUGCACCCCUGACAUGCUAUAAGGUGGUCUACGUUCUCCCUAUGCUCACCAUUAAGGAGGAUAAAGGCACUGGUGUGGUCACGAGUGUUCCUUCUGAUUCCCCGGAUGAUCUUGCAGCACUCAGAGACUUGAAGAAAAAGCAAGCCUUCCGAGUAAAGUAUGGAAUUAGAGAUGAAAUGGUCCUGCCAUUUGAGCCGGUGCCAGUCCUUGAAAUCCCAGGGAUUGGAAGUCUUUCUGCUGUGACCCUUUGUGAUGAGCUGAAAAUUCAGAGCCAGAAUGACCGUGAAAAACUUGCAGAAGCAAAGGAGAAAUUGUAUUUAAGAGGGUUUUAUGAUGGCGUAAUGUUGGUGGAUGGAUUUAAAGGACAGAAGAUCCAAAACGUAAAGAAGACUAUUCAGAAAAACAUGGUUGAUGCUGGAGAUGCACUUAUCUACAUGGAACCAGAAAAACAAGUGAUAUCGAGGUCUGCAGAUGAAUGUGUCGUGGCCCUGUGUGACCAGUGGUACCUGGAUUAUGGAGAAGAGAGCUGGAAGAAGGAGACAUUUCAGUGUUUGAAGAACAUGGAAACAUUCUGCGAGGAGAGCAGGAAGAACUUUGAAGCUUCCUUAGACUGGCUACAAGAACAUGCUUGUUCAAGAACCUAUGGUUUAGGCACUCGUCUGCCUUGGGAUGAGCAAUGGUUGAUCGAAUCACUUUCAGAUUCCACUAUUUACAUGGCAUUUUACACAGUUGCACACCUGUUGCAGGGGAAUGACCUGCAUGGGCAGGCAGAGUCUCCACUGGGCAUCAGACCCCAGCAGAUGACCAAGGACGUUUGGGAUUAUGUGUUCUUCAAGGAUGCUCCAUUUCCUAAGACUCAGAUUCCAAAAGAAAAGCUGGAUCAGCUGAAGCAGGAGUUUGAGUUCUGGUAUCCAGUGGACCUUCGAGCCUCUGGCAAAGAUCUGAUUCCAAAUCAUCUUUCGUAUUACAUUUACAACCAUGUAGCCAUGUGGCCGGAACAAAGUGACAAGUGGCCUGUGGCUGUUCGAGCAAAUGGACACCUGCUGCUCAACUCAGAGAAGGAAUGCGCCUGGCUCUGGCUGAUGCUGGCGACACUGUUGAAGAUGCCAAUUUUGUGGAAGCCAUGGCAGACGCAGGUAUCCUCCGUUUGUACACAUGGGUAGAAUGGGUCAAAGAAAUGCUCGCCAACUGCAGCAGCCUCAGAAGUGGACCUGCCAGCUCAUUCAAUGAUCGUGUAUUUGCCAGUGAAAUGAAUGCAGGAAUUAUAAAAACAGAUCAAAACUAUGAAAAGAUGAUGUUUAAAGAAGCUUUGAAAACAGGUUUUUUUGAGUUUCAGGCUGCGAAAGAUAAAUACCGUGAACUGGCUACAGAAGGGAUGCACAGAGAGCUUGUGUUCCGGUUUAUUGAAGUUCAGACCAUCCUUCUGGCUCCAUUCUGUCCACAUUUGUGUGAGCACAUCUGGACACUACUGGGAAAGCCUGAUUCAAUUAUGAAUGCCUCAUGGCCCGUGGCAGGUCCUGUGGAUGAAUCCUUAAUCCGUUCCUCACAGUAUCUCAUGGAAGUAGCACAUGACCUUAGAUUACGGCUCAAGAAUUAUAUGAUGCCAGCUAAAGGGAAGAAGACUGACAAACAACCACCACAGAGGCCCUCACACUGCACCAUCUAUGUGGCAAAGAAUUACCCUCUCUGGCAGCAUAUCACCCUGUCGGUCCUGAGAAACCACUUUGAGGCCAAUGGUGGAAAAUUGCCUGAUAACAAAGCCAUUGCUUCUGAACUAGGCAAUUUGCCAGAAUUGAAGAAAUACAUGAAGAAAGUUAUGCCAUUUGUGGCCAUGAUUAAGGAAAACAUGGAGAAGAAAGGGCCUCGAGUCUUGGAUUUACAGUUGGAAUUUGAUGAGCAGGCAGUACUUAUGGAGAAUAUAGUCUAUCUAACCAAUUCUCUUGAGUUAGAACAUAUAGAAGUCAAGUUUGCCUCUGAAGCAGAAGAUAAAGUCAGGGACGACUGUUGUCCUGGGAAGCCGCUUAAUGUUUUCAGAACAGAAGCUGGUGUGUCAAUUUUCCUAGUAAAUCCCCAGCCAUCCAAUGGCCACUUCUCAACCAAAAUUGAUGUCAGGCAAGGAGACAGCUGUGAUUCCAUAAUCAGACGCUUAAUGAAAAUGGACCGAGGAAUCAAAGAUCUUUCCAAAGUGAAACUGAUGAGGUUUGAUGAUCCUCUGCUGGGGCCUCGAAGAGUUCCGGUCCUAGGGAGAGAGCACAGUGAGAAGACGCUCAUUUCUGAGAAUGCUGUUUUCCAUGUGGACCUAGGGAGCAAGAAAGUUCACCUCACCGAGAACGGGCUACGCACUGAUAUUGGCGACACAAUAGUCUAUCUGGUUCACUGAGCUCAUGCAAAUUGGACCUUUAAUAUGGUUCCGCCUUGAGAAUCUCAAGCUAAAUCUAAAUAGACUUCAUUUCUAAUGGCUGGAUUCUGUGUGUAUUCAUAAUUACACCAAUUCCCCUUUGAUUUCUAAAUCUAAUAAACUGGCAUCUUUUUUCACCUUUGGGCCUCUAAGAGAAA